GUAGCUUUCUUUCAUCGGAUCACGUCACCAAUAGAGAAUGGAAGUUUUUAUUUAACACAUUGUUCUCUAGCUGAAGCCUAGGGUUUUAGGCUUGAAAAUUUGCAAAUCCUGGAUCCAAACCGGAUCCUUCUGUGCUCUGAAUUUUUACAGAGUCUGAUCUACUUAACCGUGGACUUCUGUAUUUUUUUCCGUUUCGGGAGCGCAAUCAGUGAACUUUCCUACUUGAAGGUUUUCCGAUACUACGAAACCAGGAUAUAUAUUUUGACACAGCAGCAAUGUCUCGUGUAUAUGUUGGCAAUUUGGAUCCUCGGGCCACCAAGCAAGAGCUGGAAGAUGAAUUUCGGGUGUUUGGGGUUCUCCGCAGUAUCUGGGUUGCACAAAGGCCUCCAGGUUAUGCAUUUAUAGAAUUUGAUGACCGACAUGAUGCUGAGGAUGCAAUUCGUGCCUUGGAUGGUAAACAUGGUUGGCGAGUUGAGAUGUCCCGAAGUUCAAGAGGUGGUGGUGGUGGGGGUGGGGGUGGUGGUGGGGGUGGUGGUCGUGGACGUGGUGGUGGAAGUGAUCUUAAGUGCUAUGAAUGUGGCGAGUCGGGCCAUUUUGCUCGGGAAUGUCGUUUGCGUAUAGGUGCUGGAGGCUUAGGCAGUGGUCGACGCCGAAGUCCUAGUCCCCGCUUUAGGCGCAGCCCAAGCUAUGGUAGUAGAAGCCAUGGACGAAGAAUUCAGAGCCCAUCUUACAGUCCCUAUCGUGGAGCUUAUGGGGAUCGGAAUGGCAGGAGUCGCAGUCCACGUAGAAGCCGCUCUCCGCGGCGUCGAGGCUAUUCACCUCGACCGGGACGAAGUUACAGUAGGUCUCCCCCACCUCGUCGUAGCCAUCGGGUGUCUCCCUAUGCCAAUGGAAGUCCUCGUAGAAGUGGUUCACCUCGUGUGCAAUCAUCUCCACCUCGUCGAGAUUGUCAGGCAUCUCCUUAUGGCCAUGGAAGUCCUGUUGGCAGAGGUUCUUAUAGAAGUCGCUCACCUCAUCUGCAAUCAUCUUCACCUCCUCGUGAUCAACGUGCUUCACCAUAUGCCAAUGGUAGUCUUGUUGGCCGAAGUCCUCGUAGAAGUGGUUCACCUCGUCUUCAAUCACCUGCACCUCAUCCCGAGCGUCAGGUCUCUCCUUACGUAAAUGGAAGUCCCACUGGCGGAGAUCAGAGCCAUGCUCAUAGCUGAAUGUGCAAGGGGAAUGGAUGUAUUAUAAUAUAUAACUGCGUUCAUAAUUUGGAAAUUUCGAGAAUCAACAUCUGAGACAAUGAGGAAUCUGCAUUUGGCUGCUCUCUUGGAUAUUUGGCAUUUUUGUUAGCUCAAUGGCUCACUGUGUUUUUAAUUAGCAGCUAGUUUCUGCCUAAUGGCUUGACAGAGUAAUAGGCUGCUUGAUAUAUACUUGGACUCUUGUUGCAGCCUAUUCCUUUGGUCAACAUUAUAUGGUCCCAUCACUUGCCUGCCAUUUGGAUAAGUUUCUUUCCUGUUUUUCCCUCUUAAUUUUUCUUUGAAGCUUUUAGAUGUUUUUUCCCAAUGACACAAUUAAUUUUGUGUUUGACAUGUUCAAAAUUUGUUGGUUCAUAAAAAGAUUGAGAGAAAUUUUACUAAGGCAUUUACUUGUUUAUGUGUUCUGAGGUGUGAUCUUUUUAAAAACGGAUGGCAUCGAACUGCUCUGCACCUCCUUCUUGUAUGGGUAGUCAGCCUCUCUGCUUCAUGUCAUCUCCUGGAUAGUGUGCUUCUCCAUUCCUUCUGUGGUUUCCUCAAUUGCAUCACUACUGCAAUCAUAAUUACAUGGUUUGGCCCAAUUGAAUAUGUCUGGAGGACUGUGCUAAACCUGCCAACAUCCUUCCAGCCCUUCUUUUGUCACAUAAACUCCAUUCUCCAGCCCAUCUACACGACAUCACUCUUUUCUAGCUCAUCUUCUACUCGUGUGCUUUUCAAAACAAGAUGAACAACAUGUAGUGAUUAUUUUAGUGGAUUGAGUUGUUGGCACUUGGUGUAUUACUGGUCACAAAUCAGAUCACAUAGCAGAAUUCGAUUCUGAAGAUGCUUAAAUGUCCAAUAUGCCUGAAGGGCCAAUGACCUAGAUUAUGGAGACGUGAGAGCUAGUGCCUCUCUUCAAUUAUUGUAUGGUAGUACUCUCUUCAAAUAUUGUAUGGUAGUAUGAUGUAACAAAAUUUGGAACACUGAAUAUGGGACACAGACACAUCACUUUUAUGUCAAUUAUCAUCUUUUAUUUC
This is a messenger RNA of Cryptomeria japonica (Japanese cedar), 2254 nucleotides long. RefSeq names its product serine/arginine-rich splicing factor RSZ21A. Lineage: Eukaryota; Viridiplantae; Streptophyta; Pinopsida; Cupressales; Cupressaceae. The transcript is spliced from 9 exons. Gene Ontology annotation, biological process: mRNA splicing, via spliceosome. Gene Ontology annotation, cellular component: nuclear speck. The record is from RefSeq and is a predicted model, not a curated record. Gene Ontology annotation, molecular function: zinc ion binding; RNA binding. Bases 276 to 1205 code for a protein of 309 amino acids.